UACAGCGCCACAGCCCACAACCACUCAUUUGUUUUGAAAAUUUUGAAUUUUAAAUUUAAAUGCUAAAAAUAAGAAAACUUGUUAUAGGAAUAUCGGGUGGAGUUGACAGUGCUGUAACUUCUUUAUUUUUAAAAAAUAAAGGUUAUAAUGUAGAAGGGGUGUUUAUGCAAAACUGGGACAUCAGAGAUGAAACUGGCGUUUGCAAAUCAGAUGAGGAUUAUAAGGAUGCGAGUGUUAUAUGUGAAAAGUUAGGUAUUCCUCUAUUGCGAGUCAAUUUUGUAAAGCAAUAUUGGAAUGAGGUUUUUUGUGAUUUAUUAAAGGAAUAUGAAACAGGACACACACCAAAUCCUGAUGUAUUGUGUAAUCGUUAUGUGAAGUUUGAUGCCUUCUAUCACUAUGCUCGAGAGGAUCUCAAUGCUGAUGCUAUUGCUACUGGUCAUUAUGCAAGGACCAACUUUGGUCCAUACCUGGAAUACUACAAACCUAAUGAAGAUGUUCACCUAUUAAAAGCCAUGGAUGAAAGAAAGGAUCAGACCUUAUUUCUGUGCCAGGUAAAGCAAAAGGCGUUACGAAAAACCAUGUUCCCAUUAGGAAAUUACAUGAAAACCGAAGUGAAGAAAAUCGCCAUGGACAAUGGACUGGAAGAAAUUGCCAAAAAGAAGGAAAGUAUGGGAAUAUGCUUCAUUGGCACUAGAGACUUCCCUAACUUUAUAUCAGAGUAUGUCAAUAACAAACCGGGAAACUUUAUCGAUAUUGAAAGUGGAGUUACUGUUGGUACUCACAAAGGCAUACAUCAGUGGACAUUGGGGCAGAGAAGUAACAUAGAAGGACAACCAAUUGCCUACUUUACCGUGCAAAAAGAUGUGAAAACCAAUAAUAUCUAUGUGGCACGGGGAACACAUCAUCCCUCCUUAUUUACAGAUCUACUGUAUACCGCGCAUCCCCAUUGGAUACACUCUCGUCCUCCUGAAUUGGAAAAUGGAGACUUAUUGGAGUGUGACUUUAAAUUUCAGCAUGUUGAAGAAUUUAUUGGUUGCCAAGUAUACGAGUCGAACAAAGGCCUAAUUGUAUUAUUAGAAAAGACUAGAAGAGCCAUAACACCUGGACAGUUUGCUGUAUUUUAUAAAGGGGAAGAAUGUUUAGGCAGUGCUAAGAUAAUACAGGGCGGCCCUUCAUUAUUCACUUUAAAUUGUGGUAGAAAUGUAAGCAAUGCUUGGAGAUAUAAAGAAAAGUUAUUUAACAACUUUAUAAAUAAUAAUGAAAGAAGAAUUUGUACUAUGUAAGGAUUAAAAAAAUAUACCUUUUAUAUCUGU
This is a messenger RNA of Photinus pyralis (common eastern firefly), 1313 nucleotides long. RefSeq names its product mitochondrial tRNA-specific 2-thiouridylase 1. Gene Ontology annotation, molecular function: sulfurtransferase activity. The coding region runs from base 60 to 1283 and encodes 407 amino acids. The record is from RefSeq and is a predicted model, not a curated record. Gene Ontology annotation, cellular component: mitochondrion. Lineage: Eukaryota; Metazoa; Arthropoda; Insecta; Coleoptera; Lampyridae. The transcript is spliced from 6 exons. Gene Ontology annotation, biological process: tRNA wobble position uridine thiolation.